UAAAGGAGGAAACAAAAUUUCACUUCACUUACACCGUGCAACACAUGAGUGUUAUGGAGAACGACACUUUCGCAAUCCAGAACAUGUCAGAUUCCUCCUCGGAGAUCAAAAACACUGCCCUGGAGAAUGAUUUCACACCAUCAAAGCUCGGGACCAAAGACUACUGGGAUGAAGCCUAUCAGAGGGAGCUCCAGACAUUUAAAGACAUUGGAGAUGUCGGUGAGAUUUGGUUUGGUGAAGAGAGCAUGGAUCGAGUUAUCAGAUGGAUUGAAACACAAAAUCUAUCAGAUGACAUUUCCAUAUUAGACAUAGGAACAGGGAAUGGAAUAUUCCUAGUAGAACUGGCCAAACAGGGAUUCAAAAACCUCACUGGUAUAGACUACUCCUCUGCUUCUGUAGAGCUGGCCAAGGGUGUGCUGAGGGAAGAGGGAUUUACUGAAGUAAACAUCGAGGAGAUGGAUUUCCUCAAUCCUCCUUCCGACCUGACUUCCUUCGACAUGUGUAUCGACAAGGGCACAUUCGACGCCAUCAGCCUGAACCCUGCGGAUGGUCAGCAGGGUAAGGCGCAGUACGUGGCCUCCCUGAGACGGUUUCUGAGGCCCCAGGGCCUCUUUAUCAUCACUUCCUGUAACUGGACCAAGGAGCAGCUGCUACAGAUCUUCAGCCCAGGAUUUGAGCUGGCGAAGGAGCUCCCCACUCCUCGUUUUCAGUUUGGCGGAGUGACGGGGAACAGUGUGACGGCCCUGGUCUUCAAGUAUCAGGCCUGAGUCUGGCGGCCGGACUGAUGAACUCAACGAGUGUCAAAUGUUUUUUCAAUGUUUUUUUUUUUUUUUUUUUUUUUUUUAAAUCUCCUCAACAACAACAACAACAACAACAAAGCAGGAUACAAAAGGACAAACUAAAGAAUUCUGGAAGGAAAGCAAUCUUCUAUAUCGUAAAACAUCACAAGACUGCACCCAUGGAUUUUUCUUUGAAAGUGAACACUAUUCUUUAUUUGCCUCAGUGAGGGAUGUAAUGGCACAUGUUGUGUCUGUGUGUGCAAACAGAGCAGUGAGCCGUUGAACCUUUGCAAGGCCUCUUAAUGGCCUUGUAAACUGGGAAUUUACCAGCAGACUGAGUGGCUGUUUAACUGUAUGUGUAUGUGUAUGUGUAUGUGUAUGUGUUUGUGUGCAUACCUGUUUAUGAAUGGCUGUGCAAGCCAGUGAAGUGAGCGUGCACAUGUGUGAGUGGUAAGUUCUAGAGGUACACUCUACUCUCAUUUCUUUCCUGGAAUUCUCUCAGUUUGUUCUGUCCCCUCACUUCUCUAGUUUCCCUAAGUUCUGAGGGGUAUUUCUUAGCUUAUUUAAAUACUUUGUCAUAACAAAGUUGGUUUUGAUGAUGAAUUACCUCUCUGUUCAUGUGAGAAGAGUGUAAUGCAACACAAAGAAUAGGAUAGGACUCCAAAUUGACCUUUUAACCACCACAAUCAAUUGUUGAGCAUGUUGGAAUGUGGCUGAAGGUGCUGAGAGAGGAAGGUUAUGUGUUGAUCAUGUUAGUGUUGAACUAGGAAACCUCUGAGUUAUGUGUUGAUCAUGUUAGUGUUGAACUAGGCUGGCAGAAACAAACACCAUUUCACUUUGUUAACAAUAGCAGGCUUGGCCAUGCUGAUGUUCCAUCAUCCUUUUGUAAUGUAUUCAAUGGACAUGUAUGAGUGUACUGAAUAAAACACAAAUCCAUUUUGUAAA
This is a messenger RNA of Alosa sapidissima (American shad), 1724 nucleotides long. RefSeq names its product EEF1A lysine methyltransferase 2 (gene eef1akmt2). Bases 45 to 767 code for a protein of 240 amino acids. The record is from RefSeq and is a predicted model, not a curated record. Gene Ontology annotation, cellular component: cytoplasm. NCBI's taxonomy places the organism in Eukaryota, Metazoa, Chordata, Actinopteri, Clupeiformes, Clupeidae. Gene Ontology annotation, molecular function: protein-lysine N-methyltransferase activity. Gene Ontology annotation, biological process: peptidyl-lysine dimethylation; peptidyl-lysine monomethylation. The transcript is spliced from 6 exons.